This is a messenger RNA of Tachysurus fulvidraco (yellow catfish), 5087 nucleotides long. RefSeq lists its product as uncharacterized. The transcript is spliced from 10 exons. NCBI's taxonomy places the organism in Eukaryota, Metazoa, Chordata, Actinopteri, Siluriformes, Bagridae. Gene Ontology annotation, biological process: cytokine-mediated signaling pathway; production of molecular mediator involved in inflammatory response. Gene Ontology annotation, molecular function: cytokine receptor activity; protein binding. The record is from RefSeq and is a predicted model, not a curated record. The coding region runs from base 149 to 1903 and encodes 584 amino acids. Gene Ontology annotation, cellular component: external side of plasma membrane; membrane.
AAAACACACCCACUCUGCCCAGUCCCGCAAUGAGGAAGUGAGGUUCUGGUUGUUCCCAAACGCGCCUUCAGUGCGAUCAACGCGAUGGAAAGUAAACACGGUUAAAACAGAAAACGUGUUAUGUGGACGAAGAAAACCGACAGAUGAGAUGAGAGGAAUAACCUGGAAAUCAUUUUACGCAACGCCUAUUAGGGUGGGUGCCACAAUCCUCAUCCUGCAGCUAUGCCUUGUGAUCGGUUUUAACUUUACUGAAUCUUCUGGAGACUAUACAAGUGCAGAGCCUAAGAUGGAUCUGGAGUGUCUUAAUGAUUACAUAACAGAGAUGAUGUGUAGUUUGACUUCAGACCAACAGCUCAUCUGCCCCGAGUACAAUGUGUCUCUAUUUAAUGCAAGAACACUUCAAAGAUUUACUUGUGAUUUAAAGCAACGUAUUUCCAGCUCAUGUGAAUGCACAGUGCAUGUGGACUCUGGCUUUGUUUUGGGAGAGGAAUACACGUUUAAGGUGUUGAGAAACGAAAACCUACUGUUCACUACAAACUUCGGUACUACAGAAAACAUUAAACCUAAAAAACCUGUCAUAAUGACAGUCAAGGAAACAAAGAAUGGAAACUUUCUCAUUGUUUGGGACACGGCUUAUAUGAUUAAUGACCCUAUAUUCAGCGAUGACCUGGUUACGGAGCUCACUUACUACAUCGAUGGAAGCAAAGGGACGAGAAAAAAUGUGACCGUAACAACAAAAGACCAGUAUGAGCUUGUAGGCAGAAACCUUGAGUCAAAUUCCAACUAUAUUGUGAUGGCAAGAAUACAAUCACUCUUAAAUGACAGAUUCAGCGACUACAGUGAUCCAUAUAGGUUUUCUACAUCCCCAUCUCUAAAGGACUAUGUCAAGAUAAUAAUUCCCCUCAUAUGUAUAACUCUGAUCAUCAGCAUUUUUAUCACCUACUAUUUAUGCAACAAAAUCCUGAUUGUUUGGUGGUUCAAGAUUCCUACUCCGAAAAUAGCUACUAGUUUUGUAAAACAGGUCCCAAACUUGCUGUCAUUUCAAAACGACUUUUCACCUGACAAUCUCGACGCUUCAAAGCUGCUCCACUCCAGAGAUAAGAUCUGGCCUGCGUCUUCUCCGGUAGAUGUCCGAGGUGAAAAUAACAGCCUCAACAGCUUCGGUAGAGACGGAGAUUCGUCAGGAGUGAGUUACAGCCAAACGGUAAUUCAGAGUAUAGAAGCAAACAGUCCUGAAAAUAACACUCAUGGGAAAGAAUCUCAGUCAACAGUCAGUCGAAUGCCAACAUCAACACAAUAUUAUAAAAACCUGACAUCGCUCAGCAAUGACAGUAAUGUUCUAAUGCCGUAUGGGAACAGCUCUGACUUCAGUAACAAGCCCUAUAUGUUUUCACUCUCUGACAAGAUUCACAACCCCACCAAUGGACACUGUAUCUAUGACUUGAAUCAGCAUGAGAGCAUUUUUCCUUCUUUGGAGAAGAACUUGGACCCAGUGAUCCAGACAGAUUUGGAGUAUGGCCCGUGUACCCCGUGUACCCCAUGUACCGGAAGCUCAGGGUCUGAAAACGUCACACCCUCCAGCAGCGAGAUUAUCGUGGUUAAUGGAUAUCAGAGCCUUAAUAACAUCCUGGAUCGUGCAUCAAAACCUCAAUCGUUUAUCAGCCCUCAUAAUGACAUUUCCCUGAUCACAGAAAAGAUCCUCUGCAGCAAGAACGCACACAACAUUUCCUAUGAAAGCCCCAUCAUCCCAGUGGAGAACGAAUAUAGAGAUUUCCGUAGCUUACUCCAAAAUUCAAACGAACAACAUAGCCUGGUCACUGGCCCUGAAUUAAAACAGCUUUGUGGCCUGGAUUUGCAUACAUCUCCAGGUAUUGAAAUCGACUGUUCAUAUCACAGGGUAUGAAUUCACAGUUCGGAAACAGAAUUUCUCUAAACGUAUUUGCAGGCCAGACCUUUUCAUGCAGCUUAGCAGCGAGAUCAGGCUUAAAAAAUAUAAACAAUAAAGUGUAUAUUUGUGCUACACGUGUGCACAACACAGCAGCAUCGUUAUCCAGAUGUUGCCUGAUAUCCGAUCUUUAAACUCCAUGAAAUACGAAACUUUAUCCGAAUCCAUAAACUAAACUUUAGCGAGAUGACAUUUUUAGGACAAACUGUAGCAAUAUCAAUAAUAUGCAUUUAGUAUUAGAAUGCAGCAUUUAGUCAAUGCAGUAAUUUACAUGUAUUUUACUAAAAAAUGGUUAAGCUUCUAGCGUUAAAGCAGAAAUACAGCUGACGGUUUGUCGUUUUUAUUCAGUCUGGUAUCUUAUCAUAUGGUUAUUAUUAUGGCAAUAAGAUAAGAAAGAUCACAAACACCGAACAGAUCCGGAUAUUUAGACAUGAGGAAUUAAAACUUCAGUGAGAAUUAGGUAAAAGAAGAAGUGUAGUAGAGUGAUGUUUAAUUACAGAACUUGUGAAAACAAGCAUAAAACCAAAAACCACUUCCUUGCAGUCUGUCGCCUUAAUGUGAGAAUGUGAUUUGAGAUAAGACUACACGCUUAACCCUGUCGAAAUAUUUCAUCUGGAAGGACGGACCACCGUGAUUGUUGUUAUAUGGUGUGCUAGAUAAACUUUUCACUGGAAGCAUCAUGUAAAUAUUAUGUACGUUGUCACGGAACCUCGUUUGUCAUGCCUCUGAAAUGACCUACACAAAAAAAUUCAUAUGCUCUUUGUUUCCUGAAAAUUCUGGUUAGGGAACUUUGUUGGAAUCUUGUGAGAUUUUAUCGAAUCUGCCACAUAUAAAUACUGUACACUAUGUAAUACAAUUAGCCUGUCUAUACUGUAUUUAACUUCCUUUUAGAGUUGUUUUGGGUGUCAUGGCUUUUCACAUCGAGGCUUACGAUGACGCCAGAGAGAUAUAUUUGGACCGAAUGAAUCUUCACCAUUGGGUUCUGUGGAAGGCGAAGCACAGGCUAAGCAAACAAACAUAAAGAACUUCAAUGACAAAAGAAUACAACACGUGAUGAGAGGAACGUAUGCACAAGCUCACAGGAAGCUGUCAUUUAAAUGGACACAGACGGUAAACUUGUGUCAGAGUAGAGCUGAAGCAGAGCCUGAGAAAAUAACCUGUAAUAUCGAAACAAAUUCGAAUUUCGUUUGAAAUCUCUUGAAUGGUUGCACUUUGUGCCUCACAGCUUCAUUGUCUCCAGCCAGUCCGAGCUUCUGCUAAGGUUACCUGGGGUUCAAGCCGGAUACAAACAGAUCUAUCUGUAUUUAAAUACUAACGUAGUUAAAUCGCUUAUAAAUUUAAUAUGCACUCGUUUUGUGAAACCGAUUUGUUUCGUAUUAACCACGUUAACUAAAGAAAUAUCGAUAUGAAAUAUGAGCUGAACUAACAAAGCAAACCAGAUUAAAGUUCAUAAAUGAAGACAAAAAUCAGAUGAGAUCAGAUUCAGCUUUGUCCUUGUACAUAGAAAAAGAUUAAGAUUAAGAAAUGUAGUUCGUUUUGAGCAGAAGUGCAAAUAACAAGCAUGUGAAUACGACAGGAAGUUAAAUAAGUUCAAGCGUCAGGAUUCUGUCGAACAGUCGCAGUUGUAAAGUGUACCAGUAAAUCUGUGCAAUAUGGGAAUUAAAGAGGGUGUGUGAGGAAAGUCUCAGGGGUGUGUGGGUUAGUGCAUUAGAUCAGAUCGCUUAUUCAAUUAAAAAUCCAAUUCCGCGAUGUAAAGGCCGAAUGCACUGUAAUGGCACACGUGGUGCGUAAUCGGGAUGUGUGCGUUUUAAAGACCGCAUGAAGUGAUUAAUGAGUGACUCAUCAUCACUGAUGAACGGGAAUGAGUUGUGCCAUCUGUGCCAUCUACGUGUUGAUCGGCAUUUAUCAACAUCCCCAUGUGAAGCCAGAGAAAAGAGAACCGAAGAAAUUCAGUCUUUUCAACACUAUUGUAAAUACAGCAGAUAUUUUUUCAUUUAGUUUGGAUUAACAUGUACGUUUAAAACAUCCCUAAAACAUUCUCACUGUCUGGCUGUGUAGAGUUUUGCAUGUUACUCUGGGUUCUCAGGAAUUCUUCACACCUCUUAAAAACAUGUCACGGCAUGACUGUGAUCGUCUGGGAUCUCAUCUCGGUCCUAUUCACACCUUAGGGCUAAUUUUCAACUGACGGGAUCUCGAAUCGGAAUACGGAGAACUCAGACGUCUGUUGUGUAUAUGCGAGAGCAACGGAUUUAUGACUUUUACACGCCACACGUUGUGUCUCGUAUCCUAUUUUCAAACAUUUGCUUCAGCAAGUUCCAUUUGCUGGAAACUGCAGACUGAUAUUUAGCUUAAUCACUCACAGGAACAGAAAUACGCAAAUAGAAAUAAAAUAAAAGAUGGGGAAUGAGUAUGUGGGAAUGUUUCUAGAUUUAAUGUGAUACUUGUGGCACAAGCACUAUUCUUGUGUGUGUGUGUGGGGGGGGGGGGGGUUGUUAUUGUAUAUAGUGUACACAGCCCUGUGUUACAUGUAAAUUUAAUUGACUUUAUCCUAGUAAUGUGACUGUAUCCUUUUCCUGGUUGCUCUCAGAUACAUAUCAGAUGUCACCACAAUGCGAGCGUUCAGCUCAGGUUUCAGGUUUUGUCUGUAUUUGUGUAUGUUAUGAUGUUAAUCUUGUGUCAUUCACUUGAGCUGAUUAUUGAAAGAAUGGCUGUCUGUGCUGUAUAUCUUUUAUAGAAAAGUCGUGUAAUACUACAGAACAAUCGUGACUCAUUCGUGUCGGGUCGCUCACUCGUUCGUGACUCAUACGAGGUACCACACGAAAAACUACAUUGUUAUUGGAGAAACAUCAGAUCUGAGCAAAACUGACUGACUCACUCAUUUCCCUUGAAUACACAGUUUGCAUGCUUCUAGUCAUUAUGUACAGAUUUAACUCUUAAAGGAAAACAAAACCCAUCAGAUUGAUUAAAAAAACAACAACUCUGAAUCCUGGAGCGACUGAUGAAACCUGUUGACUCUAUUGUGUCUUUGGAAAUUUUUAUGAUUUAUGACUGAAAAUAAGAUUUGGAACAACUACAUAUUUGAGUUUCUGUUGUUAUUUUGAUGAAUAGAUCUGAUGAAAUAAAAUAAUGAAUGCUCACAAAA